Ctenopharyngodon idella (grass carp) is the source of this 912-nucleotide messenger RNA. RefSeq names its product urate (5-hydroxyiso-) hydrolase a (gene uraha). The transcript has 5 exons. Gene Ontology annotation, biological process: purine nucleobase metabolic process. The record is from RefSeq and is a predicted model, not a curated record. Gene Ontology annotation, molecular function: hydroxyisourate hydrolase activity. Lineage: Eukaryota; Metazoa; Chordata; Actinopteri; Cypriniformes; Xenocyprididae. Bases 246 to 695 code for a protein of 149 amino acids.
GACUUAUGCUUACAUUUCUGCAGGCACACAGUCCAAUAUCUCCAACUCUGAAAUAAAAGAAGCAUUUGUGCUCUGUUAAGGAAUCUGUAUCGAAUUAAUUGGUUACAUUUUCUUGUCACAAGACAGUCUUUCAUGGGCUGCUGAGUGCUGGCUCAUUUGUGAUCUCAUCACACUAAACUACCUCUGCUUCUGUCUCUGCUCCGUAUAUAUUCAGUUUAAGUGCAAAAACACAAGACGCACUUCAGAUGAACAGACUUCAACAUAUCAGGGGUCAUAUUGUGUCUGCAGAUAUGAAGUUCCUCAUUGAAGUAUGCACCUUUUCACUGUCUAUGAAUAUGGCCGCUACCCUGCCAAGCCCCCUCACAACUCAUGUGCUGAAUACAGCCCAAGGAGUUCCUGGAGCCAACAUCACCAUUAUCCUCUAUCGCCUAGACCCCAUCUCAUCGGUGUGGAACUUACUCACAACAGGGAUAACUAAUGACGAUGGAAGGUGUCCUGGGUUAAUUUCAAAAGAAAGCUUCAUUGCUGGCAUGUAUAAAAUGCGUUUUGAGACUGGAAUGUAUUGGGAUGCCUUGGGGGAGUCGUGCUUCUAUCCAUAUGUAGAGGUUGUCUUCACCAUCACUGAUUCUUCUCAGAAGUACCACGUUCCUCUGCUUCUGAGCCGUUUCUCUUACAGUACAUAUAGAGGAAGUUAGAUGUAAAGUUUAUGCAUGUUUCUGUGCCAAUGCACCAGUAAAUAUUUAAUGUUUCCUCAUGGGAUAACACUAUAAUAAUUGUCAGAUAUAAGUAAUUUAAGCGUUUUGUUGAUUAUCAGUUAAUCAUUUACCAACCAUUAAUACACAUUUGUAUUAUUGAUAUGUUACUCUCAACAGGCGUUAAAAUAAAUAAUUCAAGAUCAUCUUAAUGAAACAA